AUGCUCUCGGUAUGACUGAUAUAAUAGAUUUUCAAUUUUAAAAUAUAAUAACAUCGUAAAUUUAAUUAACAAAAAAUAUAUUUUUUAAAUUUGAAAAUUAAACGUUGAUGUUAUUUGUUGAAUUCAAAUAUGAAUAUCCAGAUGCUUAUGUUAUAUGUUGUGGUUUUGGAUGUGUGCCGUGUGGACCUUCUAGGCCAGUAUGGUUACCAAACCCAAAAAACUCAUUUUCUGUUCGUUCCAUGUACAGGUGUUUAAGGGGUGAGGCUUACAAGGGCCUUCCAAACUUUCAUGUUGGUUCUGUUUGGAGGCUGAUCGUUCCAACCAAAAUAUGCUCCUUCAUUUGGCUUGUGGCACACAAGCGCAUUUUCACCAUCGACAAUCUCAAGAAAAGGAGUUUGUCUCUUGCGAACAUAUGUGAGAUGUGCAGCGAGGAUGAGGAGACGAUCAACCAUAUCUUCAUUCAUUGCAAGUUCAAUAAGGAUGUGUGGGACAGGUUGAGGAGGGCUUGCGGCUCUCUAGAGACUCCGGUAAGGGACAUCUUUGAAGUCAUAUCCAGGUGGCCAACAAACUGUACGGACGAUGGGAAGAGCUGGAUUCGCUAUGGUGUUCUACAUUCCGUAUGCUGGCAGAUUUGGCUUGAACGAAAUAACAGAAUCUUUAGAGAAGUCCGUUUGCAAGCAAAGGUAGUUGCACGCAAGGCUCUCAUGGACGUAGUGGAGUGGUCUGUUGCUGGUGGAAUAGUGGACAAAUCAUAAGGGAUGCAAUGCCUUGAAGAGAUGCUUCAGAGGAUCUAAGUGCAAUGGUAGAUGUUCUAAGUUUGAGUGAUGGCUGCUCGCUGCUGCUCUGUUUCUUUUUCAGGUGGUAUGUUGGCUAGUGUGGCGCUGAUUUCCCCAGACUUAGUUGUUGCCUAUCUGGAGCAUUCCUCUUCUUUUUUUUUUCGGACGGUUGCAGUAAUCUUUUCCUGCUCUGAUCUUUUGUUCCUGGCAUCUUCGACUUGGACAGCGCUUCAAUGUUUUCUUCUUUGUUGGGAGUUGCUUUGCUGAUUUUCGAUGGUUUCUCUGGUUUAGCACCGGUUUUUUAAUGGGUGGAUAGGUUUCUGUGUCUGCUCCCAUGGUUCUUGUUUUUGUUUAGCUCUUUAAUUUUUGAUUUUUGUGCUGGGGCUUUGUGCCUGGACCCUUUUGGAUGUAGAGGGGGUUUGGUCCUCCAAACAGCUACCUUCGCCUUUUUGUUUUCUUUCUUACUCAUCUGGGGAUCAAGUCUUUUGAUCUGGUUUUGUUGUUUUUGCUUUCCUUUCAUUUGUUUACUCUUUGUUUUUUUGGUUUCCAUUUUUUAAUCUCACCAUUAUAAAAAAAAAAUAUAAAAUUUUAGAUGUUGU
Molecule: messenger RNA, 1375 nt
Organism: Linum trigynum
Lineage: Eukaryota; Viridiplantae; Streptophyta; Magnoliopsida; Malpighiales; Linaceae
Source: the annotation of a GenBank genome assembly